GAAAAGGAGGGCUGCGUAAAGUGACCAGAGUGACCAGCGGAGUUGAUGUUCUUUCAGCUGCUGUUCUGUAUCUUUCUCUGUCUUUUAGAUUAAAGACGUUUAUGAUUUUUACUUAAUUAGAAGGCGUUUGGCGUUAUACAGGGAAAGCGCAUAAUGGAGCCUAUAACAGUGACUGUUAGUGAUUUUUCCGAGCGGUAUCCUUUAAUUCUGCCAAACUCGAGCUUUGUGGAGGAACCAGCGGGACUUCUGUCCAACUGGAGCGGAGGCAGCGAGCCGAAGGCGGUGAAAGACAGCACUGCGGUCGCUAUCGCUGUGUGCAUCACCGCGCUGUACUCUGUCAUCUGCGUGGUGGGACUGUUCGGAAAUAUUCUGGUUAUGUACGGUGUGGUCAGGUACACAAAGAUGAAGACAGCUACCAACAUUUACAUCUUUAACCUGGCUUUGGCUGAUGCAUUAGCCACCAGUACUUUGCCCUUCCAGAGUGCCAAAUACCUCAUGAGCACCUGGCCAUUUGGGGAGCUCUUGUGUAAAUUGGUCAUUGCUAUUGACUACUACAACAUGUUUACCAGUAUUUUCACUCUGACGAUGAUGAGUGUAGACCGUUACAUUGCUGUGUGCCAUCCAGUGAGAGCCCUGGACUUCCGCACACCAAUCAAAGCAAAGAUCAUCAACAUCUGUAUAUGGAUUCUUUCCUCUGCUGUCGGCUUCCCAGUCAUGGUUAUGGCCGUUACUAGAGUGACACCCACAGGCAAAACAGUCUGCACGUUGAAAUUCCCAGACCCAGAUUGGUACUGGGAUACUGUGACCAAGAUCUGUGUUUUCAUUUUCGCCUUUGUGGUUCCCGUCUUGGUCAUCACCAUCUGUUACGGCCUGAUGAUCCUUCGUCUCAAGAGUGUACGCUUGCUGUCCGGCUCCAAAGAGAAGGACAGGAAUCUCCGGCGCAUAACCCGUAUGGUAUUGGUGGUGGUGGCGGCCUUCAUCAUCUGCUGGACCCCCAUCCAUAUCUUCAUCAUCAUCAAAACUGUGGUGGAGAUCGACCAGAAGAAUCUGCUUGUGGUCGCCUGUUGGCAUCUGUGUAUUGCUCUGGGCUACAUGAACAGCAGCCUCAACCCAGUCCUGUAUGCGUUUCUGGAUGAAAACUUCAAGAGGUGCUUCAGAGAAUUCUGCUUGCCCUUUCGUUCCCACAUGGAGCAGAGCAGCUUUUCCAGAGCCCGUAGUGCCACGAGAGAGCCCAUCUCGGUGUGCGCCAAGUCUGAAUCGAUGAAACAGCCCACAUGACUAGACCUGGAACAGAUGCCUUCUGAUACACAACCAAGGACACAGAAAGAUCUGCAGUCUGAGGACACCCAGAUCUCCACCACUGAGUUUUAAGCUCCUUUAAGGUAAAUACAACUUGACAACAAGCCCAGAUACUGAAGGCAAAAUGCCAUGUUGGUUUGUUAGUCGUUUUUUCAAUCUUUCUUAAUUUCACUUUGUGGAAAAGCAAUGGAUCGCUCACUGCAAACUGUUUUCCUAAGGGAGGAAAUGAGAUAAUUUGGACCAAUGUACAAUAAUCAUGCUUUGAAAAAAAAACAUCAAAGAUGUGGCCUUGAAUGGUCAACAGGAAAUCUACAUUCAUGAGUGGUAUAUGACCCAUCAAAAUCGAUUCCCAUACUCAGAUUUUUAAAUGAAAGUCAAUGCAUUUCCUUGGAAAUUGUAGGAACUUGUAACAGAAAUACAAAUGUCCAAACAAAGAACUAAAUACACAAAUUCAACUUCUCAAACAAUAAAAUAAGCUGUAAGAUUUUCAUUUAAAGAGAGAAGCAAUCUUGCUUCACCGAACAAUGAAAAUGUACAGAGGUCUUUUUCCACUCCAUAAUAAAAGGAUUUCAUUAAACCUGAGGAUAAAUAUAUAUGGAGAAAGAGAGAGGUGUCGGAUACAGAGAAUGGAGCAAAAUUUAAUCUCAAUGCUUGCAGGAUAGAUUUGGAUGGAUGACAGGGAUCCUUCCCUCAGGAUGACUGUUAAAACAGACUGUUAUAUAAACUCUCGACACAUUAUUCAUUUCAUGGUGCUUGAUAAGGUGUCAUUUUGUAAAUUUGUGCUACUAGUGAAGGUGUUUGAUGACCUUUGACUAUGAAGUAUACAGUGUUCAUACUAGGAGCAUACAGUAUGUGUAGAUGAGCUCUGAGACUAUUACAGAGGGGCUUUUAGAUAUUUUCAUUUUAGUUCUUUUUAAUGAAGUAUUUAGUGCAACCAUUCUUGCAUUUCAUUGCCAUUAGCACAGAAUAGCUGUUUUUUGACCUUCUUCAAAUUCCAAAGUUGAAAUGACAUUUAAUGAGUCAUUUUGUGAUAUUAGCGUUUGAUUCUAAAUGUCAGUUUUGUUGUAAAAGGAGAGUGAGUUUAGUUUCUUGAGCUGUUAUAGACAAACUUUUUCCAGUCAAGGAUGUUUAUGUAUUAGCAGUGAGUAUUGCUUUGCUGUAGAACCUGUAUGUACUUUUGUGCAACUGUUGGAUAUUUCCUCAUGAUUAUAUUUUUAUGGCACCAGAAUUAGACAUCACAAAUGAUCUUAACUGUCAGUGAUUAUGUUGUGAAAGCUAAAAAAAUAAUAAUAAUACAUUUUCUGUAGGUUGCAUGGAUGUUGGGAAAAAAUAACCUUUAUCUAAAAUAAUUUUCACUAUACUCACAUGACGAGCAAGACUUCGACGAUAUCAUCUCAUGAAAAAAUACAUUUAUCAUCUCAUUAUUUAUUGAAUGAUAAAUAAGCCUGUCAACCUUUUAAUGUGUUUUGAAGAUUUAAAUUGUGUUUGGUAAAAAUAUAACAAAAGCCUUAAAAAGAGAAAUGAAAAACUACUAUGCUAAUUUUCUGCAGGUACUUGUAAAGGUUGGAGACUCAAGCACUGUUACAUAAUCUCUUCAGCAGACAACCUAUAGACCCCGUGUUAUGAAAUAUACUGGAUAAGUGCUCUUGAAACAAGAUAAAAAAUAAAAAAGAGGUUGUUGUAUAAUGACUGUUGUAUAAAGAAAAUCGUUUGUAUU
Messenger RNA from Sinocyclocheilus grahami, 3016 nucleotides. Its product is annotated as delta-type opioid receptor-like. Gene Ontology annotation, biological process: G protein-coupled opioid receptor signaling pathway; neuropeptide signaling pathway. Gene Ontology annotation, cellular component: neuron projection; plasma membrane. The transcript is spliced from 3 exons. The coding region runs from base 154 to 1278 and encodes 374 amino acids. The record is from RefSeq and is a predicted model, not a curated record. Lineage: Eukaryota; Metazoa; Chordata; Actinopteri; Cypriniformes; Cyprinidae. Gene Ontology annotation, molecular function: G protein-coupled enkephalin receptor activity; neuropeptide binding.